AUGUAAAAAUCACUUACUCCUACUUCUGAUAUUAAAUAUAAUUGUUCUCAAAAAAUACAUCUACUUAAAUAAAAAAGAAACAAGGAUAUGUUAAAUUAAGCUAUUUAAGAUUUGAAAAAUCCAUUUGAUCCUUUAUAAGUUUCGAAAGCAUUGAAAUUUUUAGAAAAUCAAAUGUAAAGAAAAGCUUUAUUAGAUUAAAUCAUUUAUAUAAGAGAAUAAAAACGUAAAAAGGAAGAGUUUGAUAAGAUGUCUUCUAUGAGAGGAAUACUUAAUAAAGUUUCUAAAAGAUUAUCAAUUGUAAAAAAUUAAGAAGUUAAAUACACUAGAGAUCAUAAUGAUUUUAAAAUUAUGUAAGAAGAAAGAAAUAAAUUUGACAAACUUUAAUAUGAAAAUUUAAAUAUAUAAGUUAAUGAAAAAAGACCAUAAUUAAGAAGAUUAUCUAGUUUAAGUUUUUUAACUAAAGAGACUGAUCAAAUAAAAUUCUAAGCAGAAUCAAAUAAUGAUUAAAAAAGUAUGUUUGCUCGUAGAUAAACUUAAAGAAAUGCAACAUUAAUGGUUAAUGCAAUUUUAAAAAAAGAAAUGUAAUAUAAUUAUUAUUAUAUACUUUUAGACCUGUUAGUCCAGGUAGUUCAGAAAAAAUGAUAGGAAAUAAAAUAUUCAAGAAGUUAGUAUCUUAAGAUUAAAUUUUUGAAUGA
Molecule: messenger RNA, 695 nt
Organism: Paramecium primaurelia
Lineage: Eukaryota; Ciliophora; Oligohymenophorea; Peniculida; Parameciidae
Source: the annotation of a GenBank genome assembly